GUUUUCGCAGCUGCUUCCUCUCGGCCAGCGCCACAGACAGCUUCCCCAACUUUGUGUCCCGUCCCAGCUCAGGGUUCCCCAGCCGGGGCAUGUCCCGCCAUGUUCGACCUGAAGGCCGGCUGGAACCUGUCCUUUGCCGGGUGCGGCUUCUUGGGGAUCUACCACAUCGGAGUGGCCAGCUGCCUGCUGGAGAAAGCCCCGUACCUUGUGAAAGGAGCCACCCGGCUGUACGGGGCCUCUGCCGGGGCGCUCACCGCCUCAGUUCUCGCAAGCCAAGCAUGCAUAGCAAAAUGCUGUGAGGACGUCAUUGAGGUGGCAAAGGAAGCUAGGAAGAGAAACCUGGGUCCACUCCACCCAACCUUCAACCUGGUGAAAGUUCUGAGGUCCGGCCUGAACCGGGACCUGCCCUCUGAUGCUCACAUCCUGGCCUCUGGCAGGCUCUGUGUCUCCCUGACCAGAGUAUCAGACGGAGAGAACGUGCUGGUGUCAGAGUUCGGUUCCAAAGAGGAGCUCAUCCAGGCUCUGGUCUGCAGCUGUUUCAUCCCCAUCUACUGUGGACUGAUUCCUCCAUCCUUCAGAGGAGUGCGGUAUGUGGACGGUGGAAUCAGUGAUAACCUGCCUCAGUCAGAGCUGAAGAACACCAUCACCAUCUCGCCAUUCUCUGGUGAAAGCGACAUCUGCCCUCGGGAUAACUCCACCAGCUUCCAUGAGCUCCGCUUCACCAACACCAGCAUCCAGAUGAACAUGGGGAACCUGUACCGCCUCAGCAGAGCUCUGUUUCCCCCAGAACCCAAGGUCCUGGCUGACAUGUGUCAGAGCGGCUAUAAGGACGCUUUGCGCUUCCUUCAGGAGAACAACUUGCUGAUGUUGGAUUGCCCCAGCCACAGCCUGCCAGACAGCUCCGGAAUCGAUCCCGGCUUCGGCCCCGGCCCCGGCUCCAGCAGCUGCUGCUCCAAGCCUGCUGAGAGCACCAAGGAGUGGGUGCUGCGUAGACUCCGCCUGCUGCACAACAAGCACUGGUGGCUGGAUGAACACAUUGUUCUGCCCACCCACAUAAAGAAAGUGUUCUGUGAGGCCUGCCAAGACAAAUCGGGUCUUUAUGCCAGAGUGUCUGGCAUGCUGCCACUGAGAGUUGCUUCCUACAUGCUGAUGCCAUACACACUUCCGGUCCAGUCUGCAUAUUCUGUGGCCCAGAGGUUUGUGGAGUGGAUCCCAGAGGUGCCUGCUGACGUGCGCUGGCUGUUUGGGGUGGCAGGUGACGUGUACAGACAGGCCUGGAAAACCAACGCAGCUGCUGCCAAUAGUGAGCGCUGCCUGAGGAAGUGCUUGAGCGUCCCGCCGCUCCCUUCAGAGCCUGAAAGUCCCACACAGACCAUCGUUCCUGCUCUUUCUUCCUUUGACCUUCACAGCAACUACUGGGACAUCCCAUCGUCUACCUCCUCCUCUCUCACUUCCCAGCCCUCCCCACAGCAAGUCUGCUUCUUUGUUGGCUCACAGGAUGAGGCUCAGAGCCCGGAACGGCCGUGAAAACCUGGACUUUGACUGGACUACAUUCUGCUCCCUCUGGGUGGAGGAAAGGUGGGGUGAGCCUCAUGAGCAAAGAUGUACUUCAAGGCAGAGGAAUGUAACUCUACCUGUUAGCUGUAAAUUUGCACAUAUGUAUUUAUUCUAAAGCAUUUAUCUCGAUUCAGAUUUUAUUUUUCUGUCCAUUAACUGAUCUCUCUCUAUGUCAACACAUUGGAGUUUCACUGUGAGGGGUCUUCAGCAAGUGCCUUUAGAAGUCUUUCAUGUAAAUUUUGAGGUGAUGGAAAG
Molecule: messenger RNA, 1812 nt
Organism: Xiphophorus maculatus (southern platyfish)
Lineage: Eukaryota; Metazoa; Chordata; Actinopteri; Cyprinodontiformes; Poeciliidae
Product: patatin-like phospholipase domain-containing protein 2
Exons: 9
Coding region: 100-1527 (475 amino acids)
Biological process (GO): lipid homeostasis; triglyceride catabolic process; positive regulation of triglyceride catabolic process
Cellular component (GO): membrane; cytoplasm; lipid droplet
Molecular function (GO): triacylglycerol lipase activity
Source: RefSeq, a predicted model, not a curated record